UGUUCUGUUCUUUUUUCAUAAUUUUUUAGCAUCAGUAAAGUUUGGUUUGUUCGGCCACACUAGCAAUCAUACCCCCUUGUCGAGUUGAAUAAUUUUAGGUAGAUACUUUCUUUUAAAUGAAACACUUUUAAUAUAUCGGAAUAGAAGCAAGACGGAUAAAAAUGUGGAGUCAAUUUUUAUUUUGUUGUUGGCUUUAUAUCAGUUUUGGAAGUUGUGUGCCAUUCAAGGGAUCUCCAGAUGAAAAAGGGGAGUUAUGUGAGAUCAGUGCAUCCGAUAAAUGUCCGUACCAGCCAUGUUGCGGUUACAUCAAGUUCUUCCCUUCUUCUGUUCAUCGUGUUCUUCAGUCGGUAACCGGUUGUGUGUGCAACAAAGACUGCCAAAGGAAACGUAUGCCAUGCAAACAUGGAAAAUGCGACACAAUUAAAGGAAAAUGCGUAUGUGAACAUUGCUGGAGAGGACCACAGUGUGAUAAGUUCGCAAACAAGGCUAAGCCAGUGGUUACAACUAAGAAGUUGCACGUUUUCAUUGAGCACACUCAUCCGAUAAAUAUACCUGUCGCCACUAUCACAGCAACAGACAAGGACAAAGAACUGUGCAAUAAGAACUCAGAUUGCCCAUGUGGUGACCUUGUGUAUAAAUUGGAUGGAACCUCGGAGGAAUUUGAGAUUGAUAGAGACAACGGAUCGUUAUCAUUGAAACAGCCCCCAACACUCAAAAAAUACGACUUGGUUGUGACUGUUGAAAAUGUUGGAGAUGAAUAUACUGACAACAAAGCGAUAUUGAAGGUGGAAGUUUUGGUGCGUGGUCUUUUGGAUGAAGAACUACCUGUUGUACAUCAUCGGUCAAGAAGAGCGAUUGCUACCGCCCAUCCUCUCUUGGUGGAAGCCUCUCCAUAUUUGGAAACAUCCUAUUACUUCAACAAAGGGGACGAAAUAUCAUUCAAGAUAAAAAUCACGUACAACGGAACCACUGGAAGUAACGUUGACUCAAUCUUAGUUAACGUGACCAGCAGAUGGCUAGUGUUAAGUAAUCCAGUUGCGCAUGAAUUUACUUCCGCUACUAUGGAUAAUCAAGUUGCAAACUACGCUAAAGACACAUUGACUGCCACUUCAUCAUUUUAUGGAAAUCUUACUGGAACCGUAAAAGAUGAUGUUGCGCCAUUAAGCAGUCUAUCUUUGGAUAUCACAGCCAACGCCACCUUUGAAUCAAAUGAUGUGAUAAUCACUUCAGUUCAAUCAACACCAAUUGUUUAUGCCGUUUUUCCAGAAGUGAAUGUGUCAAGGGAUCAUAGCAACAUUGUGGAUGUUUAUGGUAGCCUCGGUAUGAAAAUGAGUAUCAGUCUUCCUGUUCUUAACUACUCUCUCCUUGUUGAAUUGACUACAAAUGUCGAAAACUAUGUUUUCAUGGAAAUCAAAAAUGUUACAAUCGCUUUUAUUGGUUACAAUGGAAACGGAGAUGCCAUUGCACAUUCUUCCCAAGGAAAUGGUGAAACUGACCAAGUUGUGAUUAACUUCGGUUAUAUAACGAUUCCUGAAAUGUUACAUGCUUCUGAACGAAAUAUUGUUGUGUCUUUUGAUGUCAAAAUUAAUGAUCAUCCGUUGGUUGCAAACGGAAGUGCUCAUUGGUUUGGAGUUGGGCUUCAAGCUGGUCCCAGUGCAUUAUGGGUUGAACAACAAGGAAUCCAAGUGAAGAAAGUGGAACCAGCAUUGGAGUUGACUAUUACCAGAGAACUGUUAGGAAACUUUACCCGAUUGUACAUUGAUGAAAUGGUUACAAUAACAUAUAAUAUCUCUCACGCCAACACGUCAUUGACAACCGCAUACAAUCUCAACAUGACGCUUUCCACUGAAUAUUUUUCUCUUACGGAAGUGCUAGAACCAAAGAAUAGCUUUAAUCAAAUAAAUGCAACAACAUUUGCAAUUGGCUUAAACGCUUCUAACUUAAAUCAAGGAAGCAUGAUUGUGGGAAAAAUAAAAAUGACGUUAUUGAAAAACAUCUCUCCCCUUCUUUCUGUUCCAAUUACCAUGGAACUGAACUAUGAAAAUGGUGACAGGGUGGCGAAACGGCCGGUCGUGAACACAUUUACUUCAAUUACAACCGGUACACCACUCAUUACGUAUGAGAUGAUAACUCAGCCGGAUGUAGUCACGCCUGGAAUGAGAAGAACAUUCACAAUUACCAUUCUGCUUACGAAAAUGCGUUCACCCAUAGAGGUGGAGAUUGUAAUGCCUGUGGCAAAUGGCUCACCAGUAAUGGCGAUAUUAUCAUAUGAAGUUAUAAGUAUUGGGAGUAACAUCAUGGGUUUAAAUAGUUCAGCGACUCCUACUUUUGUCACCACAACAAAUCACACGUCUUUGAAAGAUCAAGCUAAUAUCAACCUGGGCACCGGUAUUAACGAAUCGCCCUCAACUACGAACUCACCUGUCAAUCAAAUCAAAUUAAGAUUCGAAUCAAUUGUAGUUGAAAAUAGCAACUUAACAAACUGUUCUACUUAUUGGGUAGGGGCUGGGGUUAUUGGUAAGCCUAAGAUGGUGUGGAUUGGUCAAGUAGCGAUCAAACCAUACAUUUCCAGCAACAGACGUCCUGAUGUGAACUUAAUGUAUAACUCUACAAAGAUCGGAGACAUAUAUACUUUCAAUUUGAUCAUGAACCAUACCGAGUCGUCCGAUCAAGUCGCUUAUAAUGUCACGUUUGAAUAUUUUCUUCCACCCUAUUUGGAAUUCGUGAACUCGACGACAUCAAGUUUGGUACAAAAAGUAGCAGGGAAGACAAGAUAUUCGAUGGAAGAACUGUUUUUCACUUCGGAAAUUACACAUUCAAUUGUUGCAAGACUUCACAAAGAGAAGUCGCCUCAGACAGGCAAGGUAAAUUUUGAGGUACCACUACGCUUAGAAUACACAAAUGCUGAAAAUGCUGAAAAAUGGCAGUACUGGAAAUCUGUGCGUCAUUCGAUGGAGGUUUUGAGCAGAGCACCGAUUAUUCCAAAAUCUGCACGAGCAAGGCCUAAUUAUUAUGGCAGAGGCUUCUACAUCGAUACUAAAUCAGGUCAUGUUUACGUUUGCAUGAGUCAGCAUGUUAUGAGCCAAACUCCUGCUUGUUAUCACUCUGAUGAUGAUGGUGCAAAGUGGAUAGCACUGGACAGCAGAAUUGGAAGUGUUCUUGGUCAUGACAGCUCUCGCGUUCUUCAUGCGAUAGCACGAAAUCAAGUCACCUAUAUGAAGUACAACACAACAGAAGACGAAUGGUAUCCCAUCGUUGAUAGUGCCUUCACAAUGGAUGCUGUCUUAUUCAAAAAUGUUGAAGACGCAACAUGGAUCGAGCCACAAAACUCACCACCCCCAGAAUUCACCGGUGAUUUAUUCGGAAAGCAAUUUACAGGUACUGAUGAUGGCUUAUUUUACAGACCGAAAAUUGGCGAUGCGUGGGUGUUGAGAGCAAGGUGGAGAUUAAAAUAAAUACAAACAGACUGUCGGGAUAUUUUUUAGGGUUUGUUAAACGUAAACUCUGGAAUCAUCUCAUAUCUCAAUUUGAUAUACCUACUUGUGUAAAUACUAUUUUAAUUUUUUUCAAAACAAAAAAAAUAUCUUCAUUUACUCUAAUGAGCGCGUACAGUACCUCCCAUAUCAUCCCAUCCCACCCACCCACCCACCCUCUCCCUUUCUUUAUUUUACAUUACCAUAUAUACCAAACGAACGUUGUUAAAAUGGUCGAUUAUCCAUAGAGUCGUUAGUUAGCUUGUAUUUUGAUAAAAAGAAAUAAAACAACUAUUCCCUCUUUUUAUCAUGGCUGCACUGAUACUAAUAGUUUCUUUAAUAAGCCUGUCUCUGACAUGAACGCCUGUCUGUACCAAAGAUUUGAAAAUCAAAUCCCCAAGGGGUCAUUCAAUUAAAUGUUGUUUGGAAUUUCUUUGUAUAUAUUUAUUUCUCUGUUUUGUGUUGUUGUUUUUGUGUUGUUGUUUUUUGAAUGACGAUUGAAGUUUUUUUUAUACUAAAUUUUAAAGAGGGUCGUACAGCUGUGACACAACUGCUGUUUUUAUAAGUUUAUGAUGCCCAGAGAUAAGAAGAACAGCAAUGUUGUGGUGCAGUGUUAUUAACAUAAGGACGUUUAUUAUACGUAUUAUUAAAUGCACCAGCAUAAUUCGGAUUUUUUUUUCACUUAACAAAACAUAAAUAAUUAUUAUAAACAAA
Hydractinia symbiolongicarpus is the source of this 4187-nucleotide messenger RNA. RefSeq lists its product as uncharacterized. Gene Ontology annotation, biological process: homophilic cell-cell adhesion. Gene Ontology annotation, molecular function: calcium ion binding. The coding region runs from base 162 to 3455 and encodes 1097 amino acids. Lineage: Eukaryota; Metazoa; Cnidaria; Hydrozoa; Anthoathecata; Hydractiniidae. Gene Ontology annotation, cellular component: membrane. The record is from RefSeq and is a predicted model, not a curated record. The transcript is spliced from 17 exons.